Messenger RNA from Solea senegalensis (Senegalese sole), 731 nucleotides. RefSeq names its product mediator complex subunit 28 (gene med28). The transcript has 4 exons. Gene Ontology annotation, cellular component: mediator complex. Bases 8 to 553 code for a protein of 181 amino acids. NCBI's taxonomy places the organism in Eukaryota, Metazoa, Chordata, Actinopteri, Pleuronectiformes, Soleidae. The record is from RefSeq and is a predicted model, not a curated record.
GAAGAAGAUGGCGUCGUCUUUGAGUGGGAUGUUUCCCGGUCAGCAGCCUCCGGGUGCUCAUCCAGUCCCGGGUCCUAGUGGUCCGGGUCAGCCAGGCUUCCCCCCCGGUACCACUGCCCGGCCGCAGGGAACAAACACGCUGGUAGAUGAACUGGAGGCUUCCUUCGAGGCUUGUUUUGCAUCCCUGGUCAGCCAAGACUACGUUAAUGGAACAGACCAGGAGGAGAUUCGAACAGGUGUUGACCAGUGCAUACAAAAGUUUCUGGACGUGGCUCGGCAGACGGAGUGCUUCUUCUUACAGAAAAGGCUUCAGUUGUCCGUGCAGAAACCAGAGCAGGUGGUGAAAGAGGAUGUGUCAGAGUUACGUAAUGAGCUACAGCGGAAAGAAAUGCUGGUUCAGAAGCACUUAUCCAAAUUGCACCACUGGCAACAAGUGCUCGAGGACGUGAGCGUUCAACAUCGCAAACCCUCUGACCUUCCUCCUCCUGGACCACUGGCCUUCCUGGAGCAGGCCUCUGCUAGUCUGCCCCCCGCCCCUUUAAAACCAAACUAACACGCAUAAACUCAAGGAAAGUACACACCCACACCACCAUGUGCAUCCUGUGAAGAGACAGGAGAACAGUUUGUUAUAUAUUUAAACAGUAUUGUGUUCCACGUAUAUAUUCUUGCUGCCAACUCUUUUUUUUUUUAAUGUAAAAUAAAAUACAAUUUGUGAGUAUUUUUAAUCUGGA